AUGGAUUACAAUUAUGAUAUAGAAACAGCAAAGUCAAACGAUGAUUAUUAUUUUUAUUUCGCCUAUGGCUCUAACAUGAACUUAGAGCAGAUGUCUGUUAGAUGUCCAACAGGUAUAAAAAUUGGAAAAGGAGUUUUACACAAUUAUCAGGUUGUUGAAGCCAAAUAUGCAGAUAUUGACGAAACAAUGAUGGAAAAUGUUAAUGGACUUGUAUGGAAAGUAAAUAAAAAUGAGUUAAAAAAUUUGGAUGCAUACGAAAGCUAUCCUGAACAAUAUUUCCGUUUUAUUCAGAAAAUAGACGUGAAUGGAAAAUUAAUACAAUGCAUUAUCUAUAAAAUGACAAAAGAAUACAGAGAUAAAAAGAAAAAUAUACAUUAUUCAGAAGAAUAUAAAUGUGCAUGCAGGAAAGGUGCAGAGGAUAAUGGUAUUCCUUCUGUUUUUUAA
Messenger RNA from Trichomonas vaginalis G3, 444 nucleotides. Its product is annotated as gamma-glutamyl cyclotransferase family. The coding region runs from base 1 to 444 and encodes 147 amino acids. The transcript has a single exon. The record is from RefSeq and is a predicted model, not a curated record. Gene Ontology annotation, molecular function: gamma-glutamylcyclotransferase activity. Lineage: Eukaryota; Parabasalia; Trichomonadida; Trichomonadidae.